Messenger RNA from Spea bombifrons (plains spadefoot toad), 2041 nucleotides. RefSeq names its product cholinergic receptor nicotinic gamma subunit (gene CHRNG). Gene Ontology annotation, biological process: nervous system process; signal transduction; monoatomic ion transmembrane transport. Gene Ontology annotation, molecular function: transmembrane signaling receptor activity; acetylcholine-gated monoatomic cation-selective channel activity. The record is from RefSeq and is a predicted model, not a curated record. Gene Ontology annotation, cellular component: neuron projection; postsynaptic membrane; synapse. The coding region runs from base 99 to 1646 and encodes 515 amino acids. NCBI's taxonomy places the organism in Eukaryota, Metazoa, Chordata, Amphibia, Anura, Pelobatidae. The transcript is spliced from 12 exons.
UGACAGUGUCCCAAAGGCCUAGUCGUUCCCAAAAAUAACCAUUCCAGGCAUCACAUGAAGGUUUACACCAUUCUGCAUGGAAGACAUGAGCAGGAAGCAUGGGCACAGUGGCUUUGCUGGUCUCUCUAUGCUUCACAGCCGUUUUGUGUCAUAAUGAGGAAGAAAGGCUGUUAAAUGAUUUGAUGAAGACUUAUAAUAAGAACCUACGUCCAGCAGAACAAGAUGGCGACAUUAUAAGUGUCAGCCUGAAACUGACACUCACUAACCUCAUCUCCUUGAAUGAGAAAGAAGAAGCCCUGACCACUAAUGUCUGGGUUGAAAUGCAAUGGAGAGAUUAUCGUCUUAGUUGGAAUCCAGCAGACUAUCACGGUAUUGACAUGAUGCGUAUCCCAUCAACCAUGGUGUGGCUUCCAGAUGUUGGCUUGGAAAAUAAUGUGGACGGCAUCUUCGACAUUGCACUAUACGCAAAUACCCUGGUAUCUCCUGAUGGCUCCAUGUAUUGGCUACCUCCCGCUAUCUACAGAAGCUAUUGUCCGAUUGUGGUCACCUAUUUCCCAUUUGACUGGCAGAACUGUUCCAUGGUCUUUCAGUCACAGACCUAUAACGCCAAUGAGAUUGAACUUCUUCUAACAGAGCAGGAUGGCGAAACUGUGGAGUGGAUUGUCAUUGACCCUGAAGCUUUCACAGAGAAUGGAGAAUGGGCAAUAAAGCAUAUCCCAGCCAAGAAAGUCAUAAACCAUCGCCUCACUCCAGAUGAUGCAAGUUAUCAGGAAAUUGUCUUCUUCCUGAUCAUUCAAAGAAAGCCUCUCUUCUAUGUAAUCAACAUAAUCGUUCCUUGUGUGCUCAUCUCAUUUGUCAGUGUCCUGGUUUACUUCUUACCAGCCAAAGCUGGAGGGCAGAAAUGUACAGUAUCCAUUAACAUCCUUCUGGCCCAAACUGUCUUUCUCUUUCUGAUCGCCCAGAAGAUUCCAGAGACCUCCACUUCAGUGCCUCUUAUUAUAAAGUAUCUGACAUUUUUGAUGGUGGUGACUAUAGCUAUUGUGGUUAAUGCAGUUAUUGUUUUAAAUAUUUCUCUUCGGACUCCAAACACUCACAGUAUGUCAAGCACAGUCCGAGAGCUUUUCUUGAAAAAGGUACCACGCCUUCUGAGAAUGCACCUCCGAGCAAGUGAUGACGUCCCACCUUUGGCCCCACUUACACGUCGCAGCAGCUCUAUAGGGCUCAUAUUGAAGGCCGAUGAAUAUAUGAUGAGGAAGCCACGUACUGAACUAAUGUUCGAAAAACAAAAAGAACGAGAUGGUCUCAUGAAAGUUGUACUAGAAAAAAUAGGCAGAGGGAUGGAAAAUGGCACAGUGAAUGACCUCGUUCAUAACCUAAGACAUGCUGCUCCAGAGAUUCAAGCCACUGUGGAGGCUUGCAACCAUAUUGCAAGGAAUAUGAAGGACAAAAAUACAUUUAAGAGUGAAAAUGAAGAGUGGAUACUAGUAGGUCGAGUCAUUGACCGUGUCUGCUUCUUGAUAAUGUUCUUCCUGUUCAUCUUGGUAUCUGUUGGAACUUUCCUGGCUGGUCAUUUUAACCAAGCUCCUGCACAUCCUUUUCCUGGAGACCCCAAAUUGUACCUGCCACAGACACCAGAAUCUACUUGAAAGGCAUGACACAUGCUGUUGGGCCGCUGGACAUGCAUAAUGAGAAUAUUUCUACCUCUACUUAUGGUUAACUGGCAGUUGCUCAAGAUUUUAAGUCCUUCGGGCUGGUUCCCAUAAAUUCUACAGUUCAGCAAGCUGCAUGGAGUCCAAAAUAAGUGUACCAAUGAGCUUGUUAGAGAAGAUGUGAGCUUCAUGUACAUUGAUGGUGAUUGAGAUUAUGAUCAGUAAUCCAAUUUAUACUUACAACUGAUUAGUCAACACUGGAGUAACACUACAGUUUGUGUGACACUUUUAAUGGCUCUGUGGUUGACAGAAGAAAUGUAGAGAGACUUGGAUAUAUUUGGUUCUGUGUACUCUUAAGUGGUAAUUGUCUAAUAAACACAGAUACAUAAAUA